Messenger RNA from Rasamsonia emersonii CBS 393.64, 600 nucleotides. RefSeq names its product Autophagy protein Apg16. The record is from RefSeq and is a predicted model, not a curated record. The transcript has 3 exons. NCBI's taxonomy places the organism in Eukaryota, Fungi, Ascomycota, Eurotiomycetes, Eurotiales, Trichocomaceae. Bases 1 to 600 code for a protein of 199 amino acids.
AUGGCAAACUGGCGGGACGACUACUACGCCGCAUUAGGAGUCCGAGAUGAACGCGAGAAAGCGAACAUUGGCCUUUACGAUGCCUACCGGACUGGCGCCUUAGCGACCGCCAGGCAACAAGUACAAUCGUCUGAAGCAGCCGCAGCCCCAUCAUCAUCUGCCACAUCCAAAAGAGGAGCGACGACAGGUCAACAGCAAGAUGCGGGUAAACCACUGCACGAGGUUCUGGCGGCGGUGCGAGCAGACUUGACUGCAGCGCAGCGCUCGCGCUCCGAGCUGCAAGAUCGCCUGACCCGCACGACUGAGGAGCUGGAGAAACUGAAGAAGAAAACCCAGCAAGACGGUAGGCGAAUUACAGCGUUGGAGGGAGAGCGACAUCACCUACAGCUGCGGUUGAGGGAUCGCGAUGAGGAGUUGAGGGGGAAAGCAAAACUAUUGGAUAGUGUCCAGGAUGAAUUGGCAUCGCUCAACCUGCAGUUGAAUAUGGCCGAAGAACGCUCCAGCCGGCUGCAGCGUGAGAACCAAGAACUGAUCGACCGAUGGAUGGCACACAAGGGGAAAGAGGCAGAGGCGAUGAACGAAGCUUCGAAAUUUUCAUGA